AUGACGAAGAAGAAAAGACAAAAGAAAAGUGAUAGAAUUAGUGAACUGCCUGACCAUGUCCUUCUGCAUAUAAUUGAAUUUAUGAAUAUAAGACAAUCUGUUCGGACUUGUGUUUUGUCUAAACGAUGGAAGAACGUUUGGAAAAGUCUCACUAAUCUCAAGUUGCAUCACACCAAGAAGGCAAGGGCUGAUAUCUUCAACAAGUUUGUAUCCCAAAUCUUGUCUGGUCGUGACGGCUCUCUUCCCCUUCAUAGCCUAGAAUAUGUGCAUGAUGAUGCCGUAUAUUAUUGCCCUAAAACCACACUCUUAGAUAUCAUGGAAUUAGCUGCGUCACAUAAUGUGCAACAAGUCACAAUCAAGGUUGAGCGAUGGAACAUAAAGGAUCUCGAACUUCCCACUUCCAUUUUUAAUUCUCAAUCUAUGACAUUUCUUAAGCUUGACUUUCGGUAUACAUGUCCAUAUGGCCUUGGUAAGAUGUUUCCAAAAUCUUUGAACUUGCCGGCAUUGAAAACCUUGCAUCUUACUGAUCUCAUCUUCACUACAAGUGACAAUGACAAUGGCUGUAUUGAGCCCUUUUCAACAUGCAACAUGUUGAGUAAUUUGUUCAUUGUCGGUUGGUUUUUACAGGAUGAUGCCCCCAAACCCUCUCCAUAUCCAAUUCCAAGGUUUCUAGUCUGA
This is a messenger RNA of Medicago truncatula (barrel medic), 678 nucleotides long. Its product is annotated as F-box/LRR-repeat protein 13. NCBI's taxonomy places the organism in Eukaryota, Viridiplantae, Streptophyta, Magnoliopsida, Fabales, Fabaceae. The transcript has a single exon. The record is from RefSeq and is a predicted model, not a curated record. Bases 1 to 678 code for a protein of 225 amino acids. Gene Ontology annotation, molecular function: protein binding.